AUGGGUCGCUACUCGGGCAAGACGUGCCGCCUGCUGUUCAUGCUCGUGCUCACGGUCGCCUUCUUCGUGGCCGAGCUGGUCUCGGGCUACCUGGGCAACUCCAUCGCGCUGCUCUCCGACUCGUUCAACAUGCUGUCGGACCUGAUCUCGCUGUGCGUGGGGCUGGCCGCGGGCUAUGUGGCCCGGCGCGCCCCGGGGGGCCUGGGCGCCACCUACGGCUACGGGCGCGCCGAGGUGGUGGGCGCGCUCUGCAACGCCGUCUUCCUCACCGCGCUCUGCUUCACCAUCUUCGUGGAGGCCGUGCUGCGCCUGGCCCGGCCCGAGCGCAUCGACGACCCGGAGCUGGUGCUCAUCGUGGGCGCCCUGGGGCUGGCGGUCAACGUGGUGGGGCUGCUCAUCUUCCAGGACUGCGCCGCCUGCUUCUGCCGCCGCCGCCGCCGCCGCCGCCAGCCGCCCCCGGUCGGCCCCGGCCGGGACUCGGCCCCGACGCUCCCGGCGGCCGGGCAGGAGGAUAAGAGGGAGAAAAAGUCCGAAGCCCUGAAUAUCAGAGGUGUAUUGUUGCACGUGAUGGGAGAUGCCCUGGGGUCGGUGGUGGUGGUGGUGACGGCCAUCAUUUUCUAUGUGCUCCCCCUGAGGCGUGAGGAUCCCUGUAACUGGCAGUGCUACAUCGAUCCCAGCCUGACGAUCGUCAUGGUCAUCAUCAUUCUGUCAUCGGCCUUCCCGCUCAUCAAGGAAACUGCUGUGAUUCUGCUCCAGAUGGUCCCCAAGGGGCUCAACAUGGAAGAGCUGAUGAGCAAGCUCUCUGCCGUGCCUGGAAUUAGUAGUGUGCAUGAGGUGCACGUCUGGGAACUUAUAAGUGGAAAGAUCAUCGCUACCCUGCACAUCAAGUACCACAAAGACCGGGGCUAUCAGGAAACCAGUGCCAAGAUUCGACAAAUCUUCCACAAGGCAGGAAUCCACAACGUGACCAUCCAGUUUGAAGACGUGGACUUGGAGCAAAAGCCGGAGCAGAAGGACUUGCUGCUGCUCUGCAACUCCCCCUGCGUCUCCAAGGGCUGCGCCAAGCACCUGUGCUGCCCCCCUGGAGCUCUGCCGCUGGCUCACGUCAAUGGCUGUGCCGAGCACAAUGGCGGGCCCCUGCUUGAUGCAGGCCGGGGUGACAGCCUCGGCAACCUGGAAGCCCCAGACGUGGCGAUCGAAGUCUCUCUGGAUGGCCGUCUGCGUGAUCAUGGUCAAGCUGUUACCAGAACUCGGGAGGACCAGCGUUGUGUCAACAGCACCCAUUUCUAAUCUGCUAGUGCGGAAACAGACUGUACGGACCAGGCCCAUGGAGGGUCCGUGUAGUCAGUGGAAGAGUAGUAGGCUGAGGGCACUGACCACACUGGCGCUGACCCUCUGUGUGCCCCCCGGGUGGCCUCUGAGGAUGUGAGCUGGACCUUUCUUCAUUUGGAGGCAACUGAUAACCCCACUACAGCAUCCCGGGGGUGAGGGUCUCAUGCUGCUCUUCAACUGUUUUGCUUUGAACCUUGGUUUUCAGAAGCACUUAUCUGUCUGGGACAGAGGCCUGAGACUCAGUGACUGGACUUGGGGUUCAAAGUUGUUUUGUUUUAAAUGCACUAGAACUUCUAACUGACUCUCAGGUGAGCUCACAGCCAAGUACAUCGAACAGAUUUAACCAUUAUUGCUACUUGUUUUUUACACAUUCCACUGGAAGAUCACAAAAGAGGGAAAUUACAGACAUUUUUUCUUUAUGUAUUUUGGAACAAAUAUAAAAUGAAUACCUACUAAGGUAGAAAAUACUGUGAGAGCACCAGCAGAAGUAGUUUAUUGGAUUGGGGGGAAGGAUGGGAGGAAGAAAAUGUUUUUGGGUGUCCUCUUUAUUUGUGGGGUGGAGAGAAAACUAAUGUUUACUUUUUGCUGUGAACUGAGCUACAGCUACAGCUGUAGCUAUACAGCUACAGUCUCAAAUGUUUAAGUAUAAAAUGUACUUUUUUCCCCACUUGCAACAGUGGGACUAUUUCUACUUCCUAGGUAUGACAUAGGCACUUAUUUAUGUCUUUUAGAGUCACUGGUUCAAAUCUCCUUCAAGUCUUCUUUGAUAUGAUCACAUUGAUCUAGGUAGCCUUUGCCAGGAGAAAAUUCCUGAGAUAGAAGAAUAUGUGAAAUCAAGUAUUCAUUUCUGUCAAAAAAUAAGCUAGCUGGACUUUAAUGAGAUGUAUUUUCAAGUAUUUAUUAUCCUUGCCUGCCUGUAACUAGAUGAAAAGUAUAUGUCCAAGGGAGAAAUGGGAAUGACUGUAAUGGCCAUCUGCCUUUGAUGUGUCUUGAGGAGCCUGCACUUUCAUCAC
Molecule: messenger RNA, 2345 nt
Organism: Condylura cristata (star-nosed mole)
Lineage: Eukaryota; Metazoa; Chordata; Mammalia; Eulipotyphla; Talpidae
Gene: SLC30A10
Product: solute carrier family 30, member 10
Exons: 4
Coding region: 1-1290 (429 amino acids)
Biological process (GO): manganese ion transport; detoxification of zinc ion; intracellular zinc ion homeostasis
Cellular component (GO): membrane
Molecular function (GO): zinc ion transmembrane transporter activity
Source: RefSeq, a predicted model, not a curated record